Rangifer tarandus platyrhynchus (Svalbard reindeer) is the source of this 342-nucleotide messenger RNA. NCBI's taxonomy places the organism in Eukaryota, Metazoa, Chordata, Mammalia, Artiodactyla, Cervidae. The record is from the annotation of a GenBank genome assembly.
AUGCUAAUACAAGUCCCCAGCCUCUCCCAGCGUCCAGGCUGGCAGCCCCUUUCCCUGACAGCCCCGGGGCCUCGGCUUCCCCUCGACUGGGCAAAGGCCAUGGACUCCCCCGGACGAGUGCCCUCUGUGGACCAAGGAGGGGAGGGGGAAGCCAGAACCCCAGUAGACUUGGAGGUUGAACUUGCCCCCGGCAGAGGGGGCUGCCGGGACAUCGCGCUCCCUGCUGGGGCUCACGAUGGCCCUGCUGGACGCUCAGUAAGGGCUGGAUUGCAGGCAUCAGCGGUCUCCCUCCCCUCCUGCACCUCCCUCGCCCUGGGCAGCCCCGGAAGCCCAUUCACCUGA